AUAACUAACCGUACGCCAAUAGCUUCUCCCCUCCAAUCCCAGCCGUCCAAUCAGAAUAUUUUGUUUGACACACUUUCAACAAUUUCUACUCUAAAUUACUGCAUAAUCUGUUCUCUCCCUAACCAAUUAGAAAAGUAAACGCUCUCUGUUUUUCUCAAUCCGAACUUAUCGAUAAAAUCUUUGAUAAGAUAUUAAUCGCUCAAAUUCAGGGGGAUUUUUAUUUUUUUUAUUUAUUUUUUAUUGUUCUCUUAAUCUAAUCAAAUUGUUACUCCACGACAGCCCUGUGAUCUGUUCUGUCCCAUCCCAGAAAAUGAAAUGAUCUCAUUUCAGUUUAGUAGUUGUUUUCAGACCAAAUUCGUUCUGAAACCUUAAUUUUCCGUCAUUUUCUCGGGAAUCAUUUGCUCCCCCCAUCCCAAUUGGGAAUUUUAUUCUCUCUUUUAAGUUCAAAUGUUCUUUGAUUUCUUAUUUCUCCAUUCGCUGAUUCCCUCAUGGCAAACUAAAGCAGGGAAUCAGCGUUGACCUCGUCUCUGCAUUUGGGAAAGGCUGUGAUUUAUACACAGACCUACCUCCAAAUUUUGAAUUUUCUGGGGCUAGGGUCUGUGAAUUCUUGUUUUUUCAGGCUAUUAGGUGAAUUGGGUUUCUGUGAAUUGCUGAAGUUCUGUGAAUUUCCAAUCAGAGAUUCGACCUUCGUUCUGUUUUCAUCAGAGCUGAUUGGCGAGGAAUUUGGGUUCUCAUUGUUGGGGAUUGUUUGAUUGAUGGAUACGGAUGCUAAGGAUGUUAAUGGCGGCAAAACUAAGGCUGUGGGUGGUAUAGAUUCUGCAAAGGUUGAGAAUCGCCUCGUUAAUGGAGAGGAAGAUAGUGAGUCUAAUUCGUUGUUGCCACCUCGGCGAGGUGGGAUGUCGAGGAAGUCUGAGAAGACGCAGCGGAAGGUGCAGUGGAACGAUAGGAAUGGGAAUAAGCUCACUGAGGUGAUGGUAUUCGAUCCGAGUGAUGUUAGUGACUCUGACGAUGAGGAUUCAGAAUCUUGCAUCUGUACCAUAAUGUAGAUAGCAUAUAUAGUACACCCAAUAUCAGAAAAUGUCUGCUGGAUAAAUUGACGGGCGUUCACUCCUACUUUUGAUGACUGGUAGAAAUUGGCAUCUCAUUUUGCUGUUGUAAGGAUGGAUUGAAGGUACAAAACUGCAGUCUUAUGUUUAGCAUGAUUUGUAUGCUAACUCGUUAAAGUUAAGUCCAAAAGCGUCUCUUAGGUGAGAGUUUGGUAAGUUUCUUGUAACCAUGUACAAACUGCAUAGAGCUCUUUCGUAUGACGAAACCAGAUGAGGAAGAUGGCAAUAUUGCAUAGAGCACUUACAUUGAUAUGCAUUGUAGAGCAUACAAGCAAAAGAAUACUUCAGGUAAUCAUCAUGUUUAAUGGAGCAGCAGGUACUUAUAAAAAAAAAAAUGGAGCAGCAGGUACCUGAUAUUCUAUUUCUUUUUCUUUUU
Corylus avellana is the source of this 1482-nucleotide messenger RNA. RefSeq lists its product as uncharacterized. The record is from RefSeq and is a predicted model, not a curated record. NCBI's taxonomy places the organism in Eukaryota, Viridiplantae, Streptophyta, Magnoliopsida, Fagales, Betulaceae.